AAGACGGGAGAGGACAAAAGCAUGUCUUCCCUUCCUGGGUGCAUUGGUUUGGAUGCAGCAACAGCUACAGUGGAGUCUGAAGAGAUAGCAGAGCUGCAACAGGCAGUGGUUGAGGAACUGGGUAUCUCUAUGGAGGAACUUCGGCAUUUCAUCGAUGAGGAACUGGAGAAGAUGGAUUGUGUACAGCAGCGCAAGAAGCAGCUAGCAGAGUUAGAGACAUGGGUAAUACAGAAAGAAUCUGAGGUGGCUCACGUUGACCAGCUAUUUGAUGAUGCAUCCAGGGCAGUGACUAAUUGUGAGUCUUUGGUGAAGGACUUCUACUCCAAGCUGGGACUACAAUACCGGGACAGUAGCUCCGAGGACGAAUCUUCCCGGCCUACAGAAAUAAUUGAGAUUCCUGAUGAAGAUGAUGAUGUCCUCAGUAUUGAUUCAGGUAAGGGAUGAGCUUUGGAUAGGAAACUCCGUGAAGCUAUGGCUGCCUUAAGAAAGUCAGCUCAAGAUGUUCAGAAGUUCAUGGAUGCUGUCAACAAGAAGAGCAGUUCCCAGGAUCUGCAUAAAGGAACCUUGAGUCAGAUGUCUGGAGAACUAAGCAAAGAUGGUGACCUGAUAGUCAGCAUGCGAAUUCUGGGCAAGAAAAGAACUAAGACAUGGCACAAAGGCACCCUUAUUGCCAUCCAGACAGUUGGGCCGGGGAAGAAAUACAAGGUGAAAUUUGACAACAAAGGAAAGAGUCUACUGUCGGGGAACCAUAUUGCCUAUGAUUACCACCCUCCUGCUGACAAGCUGUUUGUGGGCAGUCGGGUGGUCGCCAAAUACAAAGAUGGGAAUCAGGUCUGGCUCUAUGCUGGCAUUGUAGCUGAGACACCAAACGUCAAAAACAAGCUCAGGUUUCUCAUUUUCUUUGAUGAUGGCUAUGCUUCCUAUGUCACACAGUCUGAACUGUAUCCCAUUUGCCGGCCACUGAAAAAGACUUGGGAGGACAUAGAAGACAUCUCCUGCCGUGACUUCAUAGAGGAGUAUGUAACUGCCUACCCCAACCGCCCCAUGGUACUGCUCAAGAGUGGCCAGCUUAUCAAGACUGAGUGGGAAGGCACAUGGUGGAAGUCCCGAGUUGAGGAGGUGGAUGGCAGCCUAGUCAGGAUCCUCUUCCUGGUACUGUUUUUCCCUAGAAUUUUGGAGGCAGAAGUUGGUUCGGGGGGACUUAAGAAGCACAGCCAUUGCUGCCUUUUUAUGUUGUAUAAGUUAAGGAUCAGAUGUGUGACUGAAUACAAGCAUCAUAGCUAUCAUCUUCUCAGUGAUCAAUUCCUUUUUCCUAUAGGUGCUGUGAGGAGCAAAGGCCCUGUUGUCCAGUACACACAGGAUCUGACCGGUACUGGAACCCAGUUCAAGCCAGUGGAACCCCCACAGCCUACAGCUCCACCUGCCCCACCUUUCCCACCUGCUCCACCUCUAUCUCCCCAAGCAGGUGACAGUGACUUGGAAAGCCAGCUUGCCCAGUCACGGAAGCAGGUAGCCAAAAAGAGCACAUCCUUCCGACCAGGAUCUGUGGGCUCUGGUCAUUCCUCCCCUACGUCUCCUGCACUCAGUGAAAAUGUCUCUGGUGGGAAACCUGGGAUCAACCAGACGUAUAGAUCACCUUUAGGCUCCACAGCCUCUGCCCCAGCACCCUCAGCACCCCCAGCCCCUCCAGCACCCCCAGCCUUCCAUGGCAUGCUGGAGCGGGCCCCAGCAGAGCCCUCCUACCGUGCUCCCAUGGAGAAGCUUUUCUACUUACCUCAUGUCUGCAGCUAUACCUGUCUGUCUCGAGUCAGACCUAUGAGGAAUGAGCAGUACCGGGGCAAGAACCCUCUGCUGGUUCCAUUACUAUAUGACUUCCGGCGGAUGACAGCCCGGCGUCGAGUUAACCGCAAGAUGGGCUUUCAUGUUAUCUAUAAGACACCUUGUGGUCUUUGCCUUCGGACAAUGCAGGAGAUUGAACGCUACCUUUUCGAGACUGGCUGUGACUUCCUCUUCCUGGAGAUGUUCUGUUUGGAUCCAUAUGUUCUUGUGGACCGAAAGUUUCAGCCCUAUAAGCCUUUUUACUAUAUUUUGGACAUCACCUAUGGGAAGGAAGAUGUUCCCCUAUCCUGUGUCAAUGAGAUUGACACAACCCCUCCACCCCAGGUGGCCUACAGCAAGGAACGUAUCCCGGGCAAGGGUGUUUUCAUUAACACAGGCCCUGAAUUUCUGGUUGGCUGUGACUGCAAGGAUGGGUGUCGGGACAAGUCCAAGUGUGCCUGCCAUCAACUAACUAUCCAGGCUACAGCCUGUACCCCAGGAGGCCAAAUCAACCCUAACUCUGGCUACCAGUACAAGAGACUAGAAGAGUGUCUACCCACAGGGGUAUAUGAGUGUAACAAACGCUGCAAAUGUGACCCAAACAUGUGCACAAACCGGUUGGUACAACAUGGACUACAAGUUCGGCUACAGCUAUUCAAGACACAGAACAAGGGCUGGGGUAUCCGCUGCUUGGAUGACAUUGCCAAAGGCUCUUUUGUCUGUAUUUAUGCAGGCAAAAUCCUGACAGAUGACUUUGCAGACAAGGAGGGUCUGGAAAUGGGUGAUGAGUACUUUGCAAAUCUGGACCAUAUCGAGAGCGUGGAGAACUUCAAAGAAGGAUAUGAGAGUGAUGCCCCCUGUUCCUCUGACAGCAGUGGUGUAGACUUGAAGGACCAGGAAGAUGGCAACAGCGGUACAGAGGACCCUGAAGAGUCCAAUGAUGAUAGCUCAGAUGAUAACUUCUGUAAGGAUGAGGACUUCAGCACCAGUUCAGUGUGGCGGAGCUAUGCUACCCGGAGACAGACCCGGGGCCAGAAAGAGAACGGACUCUCUGAGACAACUUCCAAGGACUCCCACCCCCCAGAUCUUGGACCCCUACAUAUUCCUGUUCCUCCCCCAAUCCCUGUAGGUGGCUGCAAUCCACCUUCCUCUGAAGAGACACCCAAGAACAAGGUGGCCUCAUGGUUGAGCUGCAAUAGUGUCAGUGAAGGUGGUUUUGCUGACUCUGAUAGCCAUUCAUCCUUUAAGACUAAUGAAGGUGGGGAGGGCCGGGCUGGGGGAAGCCGAAUGGAGGCUGAAAAGGCCUCCACCUCAGGACUAGGCAUCAAGGAUGAGGGAGACAUCAAGCAGGCCAAGAAAGAGGACCCUGACGACCGAAACAAGAUGUCAGUAGUUACUGAAUGCUCUCGAAACUACGGUUACAAUCCUUCUCCCGUGAAGCCUGAAGGACUUCGCCGCCCACCUAGUAAGACUAGUAUGCAUCAAAGCCGACGACUCAUGGCUUCUGCUCAGUCCAACCCUGAUGAUGUCCUGACACUGUCCAGCAGCACAGAAAGUGAGGGGGAAAGUGGGACCAGCCGAAAGCCCACUGCUGGUCAGACUUCGGCUACAGCGGUUGACAGUGAUGAUAUCCAGACCAUCUCCUCUGGCUCUGAAGGGGAUGACUUUGAGGACAAGAAGAACAUGACUGGUCCAGUGAAGCGUCAAGUGGCAGUAAAGUCAACCCGAGGCUUUGCCCUUAAAUCAACCCAUGGGAUUGCAAUUAAAUCAACCAACAUGGCCUCUGUGGACAAGGGGGAGAGUGCACCUGUUCGUAAGAACACACGCCAAUUCUACGAUGGCGAGGAGUCUUGCUACAUCAUCGAUGCCAAGCUUGAAGGCAACCUGGGCCGCUACCUCAACCACAGUUGCAGCCCCAACCUGUUUGUCCAGAAUGUCUUCGUGGAUACCCAUGAUCUUCGCUUCCCCUGGGUGGCCUUCUUUGCCAGCAAAAGAAUCCGGGCUGGGACAGAACUUACUUGGGACUACAACUAUGAGGUGGGCAGUGUGGAAGGCAAGGAGCUGCUCUGUUGCUGUGGGGCCAUUGAAUGCAGAGGACGUCUUCUUUAGAGGACAGCCUUCUUCCCAACCCUUCUUGAACUGUCGUUUCCUCAGGAACUGGGUCUUCCUGAUUGUUGAACCCUGACCCGAAGUCUCUGGUCUAGCUACUCCCCCCAGCUCCUAGUAGAUAGAAAUAGGGGUUCUGGACCAGAUGAUCCCUUCCAAUGUGGUGCUAGCAGGCAGGAUCCCUUCUCCACCUCCAAAGGCCCUAAAGGGUGGGGAGAGAUCACCACUCUAACCUAGGCCUGACAUCCCUCCCAUCCCACAUUUGUCCAAGUGUUCCUGCUUCUAACAGACUUUGUUCUUAGAAUGGAGCCUGUGUAUCUACUAUCUCCAGUUUGUAUUAUUUCUUGAAAGUCUUUUAACAAUAUGAUAAAACUAA
Messenger RNA from Cercocebus atys (sooty mangabey), 4300 nucleotides. It is a transcript of the gene SETDB1, whose product is annotated as SET domain, bifurcated 1. Gene Ontology annotation, biological process: negative regulation of gene expression; heterochromatin organization. The transcript has 20 exons. Gene Ontology annotation, molecular function: zinc ion binding; protein binding; histone H3K9 methyltransferase activity. Gene Ontology annotation, cellular component: nucleus. The record is from RefSeq and is a predicted model, not a curated record. Lineage: Eukaryota; Metazoa; Chordata; Mammalia; Primates; Cercopithecidae.